GAUAACAAACUGCAUGGUAAAGGCACAGUAAAUUUCAACGAUGGUAGUGUUUAUGAAGGAGAAUUUAAAUAUGGGAAAAAAGAAGGAAAAGGGAAGUGGAGUGAUGGGAAUGGGAAUUCAUAUGAAGGAGAAUGGCUAGAUGAUAAAAGACAUGGUAAUGGUAUAUAUAAAACAAAAGAUGGAUUUAUUUUUGAUGGUUGUUUUAAAGAAAAUAAAAGACAUGGGAAAGCUACUAUAACUACACCAGAUGAAACAAAAUAUAUUUGUAAUUUUGAAAAUGAUCAAGAAAUAGGUGAUGUAGAAUUUUUCUUUGCUAACGGUGAUCAUGCAUAUGGUUCAAUUAAAGAUGGUACCCUAGAUAAUUAUGGUAGAUAUGAAUUUAGUAAUGGAGAUAUAUAUGUAGGAAAUUUUAAAAAUGGUUUAUUUCAUGGUAAAGGAUAUUAUAAAUGGAAUUAUGGAGAAGAUUAUAAAGUUUAUGAAGGUAAUUAUUUCAAAGGUAAAAGAAAUGGUACAGGACAAAUUAUUCAUUCAGAUGGUCGUAUAUUUUAUGGAGCAUUUAAAGAUGAUAAUAUGGAUGGAGAAAUUCUUGAAAUUAGUCCCCAAGGAAUACAAACAAAGCUUCUAUAUGAAAAUGGAAAAUAUAUAAGGAUCCUAGAUAAAAUUGAUGAGAUAUAUGAUAUAAAAGAAAUAAUAGAAGAAUCUUCCAUUAACACUUCUAUUUUUACUGACCCUUAUAUUUAUAAACAGAUGUAUGAAAUUGAGAAAAAGA
Plasmodium gaboni is the source of this 769-nucleotide messenger RNA. RefSeq lists its product as hypothetical. The annotation marks the transcript as partial. NCBI's taxonomy places the organism in Eukaryota, Apicomplexa, Aconoidasida, Haemosporida, Plasmodiidae. Gene Ontology annotation, cellular component: cytosol. The record is from RefSeq and is a predicted model, not a curated record. The transcript has 3 exons.